AUGGACCAGACAAAUCAACAACAACAGAAACUACCAACUACUGGAAAUAUUGGUGAAAACAAUCAACUUACGGAAACAAUAAAUAAUUCAAACGAUGCUCCCGAAUUACAUGAUGCUUCUGGUGACAUCAAAAUAGCAUCAGGACCAGCACCUAUUCCUCAACCAAAUCGUCAAAGGGCCGCUAAAUCAAAGACACAUGAAUAA
Messenger RNA from Rotaria sordida, 204 nucleotides. The record is from the annotation of a GenBank genome assembly. NCBI's taxonomy places the organism in Eukaryota, Metazoa, Rotifera, Eurotatoria, Philodinida, Philodinidae.